Messenger RNA from Anoplophora glabripennis (Asian longhorned beetle), 1786 nucleotides. RefSeq names its product UDP-glucuronosyltransferase 2B15-like. Gene Ontology annotation, molecular function: UDP-glycosyltransferase activity. The coding region runs from base 3 to 1535 and encodes 510 amino acids. The transcript has 4 exons. The record is from RefSeq and is a predicted model, not a curated record. NCBI's taxonomy places the organism in Eukaryota, Metazoa, Arthropoda, Insecta, Coleoptera, Cerambycidae.
AUAUGUUCUACAUUUAUAUCUGUUUUGUGUUAUAUUGGGCUAAUAUUUCACAUGGUGCGAAUAUUCUGGCGCUAGUUGCCGCAGUGUCCUACAGUCAUCAGAUAGCAUUUGCUCCAUUAUGGAAGGAAUUAUCUUUAAGGGGCCACAAUGUAACGGUACUCACCACAGAUCCAAUGAAUGAUACUAAACUGACAAAUCUGACCGAACUCGACAUGAAAUGGGCAUACAACGUUCGUAAAAACAGCACCUAUCUUAUCGAAAGCAAAGUUUUCAUGUGGAAUUAUCAUCAAACUGUUUUUGGAGCAAUGUAUCGCAUUUGCGAUUUUGUCUUAUCAUCCGAUAUUGGAAUGAAUCUGCGUCGUAACGAAUACAAGGCUGACCUGGUACUGGUGGAGUACCUAUGUCCAGAGUUCCUAGCUUUUGCCGAGUUAUAUAAUUGCCCAAAGAUACUCAUAGCUUCUAUGAGCGUUCCCUCGAUAUAUUCUGAUUUAAUAGGAGAUUCUACGCAUUCGGUUCUACAUCCAGAGUUUAUAACAGCUUUUCAUGGGAAACUGAGUUUUAGGGAAAGGGUAGUAAGUACCCUGGUUAAUUGGUAUUUAUAUUACGUAUUUAAUUUUGAUAUUUUCAACAAAAAGCAAAUAUCCCUACGCCGAUACUUUAAUAGUACAUCCACUAUUCCAGAACUGAUUAGUGACAUCGAUAUGAUGUUCCUGUAUGUAAAUCCUGUCAUUCAUGGACCAAAAGCAAUUGGACCAGCCACUAUUACCAUUGGCGGUUAUAGAGAAGAUACAUCAGAAGAACCAAUACCAUCGAAAAUGAAGAAGUUUUUGGACGAGGCUGUUGAAGGCUGUAUUUACGUAAGUUUGGGAACUAACGUUAAUAGUAGUGAAUUAAAUCAACAACUUCUGAAGAACAUUAAAGAUGCUUUAGGAGAGAUACCAUACAAAGUAUUAUGGAAAUUUGAGGAGGAUGUUGGAGAUAUGCCUAAAAAUAUUGAGACAGCUAAAUGGAUGCCCCAACAGAAAAUUUUAAAUCAUCCAAAUGUGAAACUUUUCGUCUUCCAGGGAGGUCUUCAGUCCAUAGAAGAAUCAGUUCAUGGUGAAGUACCAUUUGUAGUUAUACCAUUUUUUGCUGAUCAAUACCAAAAUGCCAAAAUAUUGGAAGACAAAGGCCUUGCCUUAGUUUUGGAUAGAACGAGUUUGAAAAAGGAUGAUUUGAAGAACGCCAUUCUGAAAGUUAUGAAUGAUUCAAAAUACCGCGACAGAGUGAAGAAACUCAAACAGUUAAUUCUUGACAGCCCUAUGACCGGUCUGGAGAAGGCGGUUUGGUGGACAGAGUAUGUCAUAAGAAAUAAAGGUGCCAAGCACCUGAGGAAUCCAGUUGCAGAUAUCCCAUUUUACCAGUACUACUUAUUGGAUAUCGUAGCGUUUCUUCUAGGAAUCAUCAUUUUAUCAGUUACAGUGACAAUUAUAGCAUUAACAAAACUAUACAAAUUAACUACGAUUUGUUAUCUUCUAAAAGAAAAAACGCAGUAAAAAUACUUUUAAACAGAUAAAAAUUUGUGGCUAGGUGUAUCAACUUUCCAAUUAUGAUUAUCAGAGUAUAUACAAAAGAAUUUAAAUUUUGUAAACUUAUAUUUUUUAUAUCCCAAUUGACGAAGAUUAAUAAGCUUGAAUGUGAAUUUUGCAGUGAGAUUACCAUCAAAAGUGCUGUUGAAAACACUGUGUUUGUAAUAUAUUUAUUAUCACUUUCUUUAUACAUGAAAUUUUAAAAAAUAUACAGGUUA